AUGGCAGCAUCCAAAGCGUGGGCUGUAGUUGCUGGUGCCACUGGUCCUUGGGAAAUUUUCUGGCUUACUGAAGCUACCAGAGGUGCUUGUGUCGCCCGGAAGUUUGCACAAGCCUACCCUGUCGCUCUGCUUGCCCGGAAGCCGGCGAACUACGAACCCAUCGUCCAAGAAAUUGAAGCAGCGGGCGGAAAGGCAAUUGGCAUCAGCACGGAUGUAUCAGACUCGGCGAGCGUCAAGAAUGCUUUUGAGAAGCUAGAUAAAGAGAUGGGCGAUGCUCAGUUGGCAGCUGCUGUGUUCAAUGUAGGAGGAAGCUUCAUCAAGAAGCCCUUCCUCGAACUAACCGAAGAGGAGUUUUUGAGCGGUAUGGAUGCUAAUGGCAAAGGUGGUUUUCUCUUUUCCCGAGCCGCUUUACCACUUCUCUUGAAAGCGACCAACCUCGAAUAUCCCCCCACCUUGAUCUUCACAUCUGCCACUGCAGCUAUGAAAGGCUCCGCAUAUUGCGCAUCCUUCUCGACCGGCAAGUUCGCUAUGAGAUCACUGGCUCAGUCCCUGGCUAGGGAGUUUGGCCCACAGGGUGUUCAUGUAGCACAUGCAAUCAUUGACGGAGUCAUCGACAUCGAGAGGACAAAAGCAUGGAAAGUUUCGGAUGCGCCUGAUGCCAAAAUCAGUCCACAUGCAAUUGCGGAUUCUUAUUGGUUCCUACAUACCCAGCAUAGGUCGUGCUUUACGAAUGAGAUCGAUAUCAGGCCUUAUGUGGAGAAGUGGUAA
Molecule: messenger RNA, 768 nt
Organism: Endocarpon pusillum Z07020
Lineage: Eukaryota; Fungi; Ascomycota; Eurotiomycetes; Verrucariales; Verrucariaceae
Exons: 4
Coding region: 1-768 (255 amino acids)
Source: RefSeq, a predicted model, not a curated record